This is a messenger RNA of Pistacia vera, 648 nucleotides long. RefSeq lists its product as uncharacterized. The transcript is spliced from 3 exons. The record is from RefSeq and is a predicted model, not a curated record. The coding region runs from base 1 to 648 and encodes 215 amino acids. Lineage: Eukaryota; Viridiplantae; Streptophyta; Magnoliopsida; Sapindales; Anacardiaceae.
AUGUCGGAUCUUGGAAUGAUGCAUUACUUUCUUGGAUUACAAGUAAUGCAAUAUGUUGAUGGAGUAUUUAUUUCUCAAAAGAAGUAUGUGCAAGAAAUUUUAGACAGGUUUCAAAUGAGCAAUUACAAUCCUGUUACCUCACCAACAGAAGUUGGGUUGAAACUAACAAAAAAUCCUGAAGGAAAGAAAAUUGAUGGCCCUCUCUACAAGCAAAUUGUAGGAAGCUUGAUGUACUUGACAGCAACAAGGCCAAAUAUCAUGCAUGUUGGAGAAAAGUCAGAUUUGAUUGGGUUCACUAAUAGUGAUUAUGCUGGAGAUUUAAAUGAUUGGAAGAGCACUUUGAGAUAUGCUUUUAUGCUGAGUUCAUGGGUUGUUUCAUGGUCAUCGAAGAAGCAACCAAUCAUCACCUUAUCAACCACUGAACCUGAAUUUGUUGCUACAUCAACCUACUGCAGAAUGGAACCCUCAGCGUCCAGAUCCAAGGAAGGAGUCGACUCGUCUUCGCUGGAUGUUCCCACGGACGCAUCCCUUGAGGUCUUCUCGGUUCUCACCCGAGAGGAGUUCAAGAGGGUAAAGAGACAGUUCGACGUCCGCGCGGAGGUGUUCCUCCACGCCACCUGGUCGUCGCGGCAUCCUUUGAUGGCUUAG